UAAUGACCUAAUAUAUUUGUAAAAAAAAUAAUAUGUCAAUGUCAGUCAAUAAUAAAUAAAGUGUAGUGACGGAAUUGUUUGGUUUUGUGCUUUAAUUAAAAAUUUCCUUCUGUUAGUCAGUAAAAUCUCCUAUAAAGUGAUAUAUCCUUAAUCCUACAAAAACCUUUAUUGCUAAUUCUUUGCGACAACAAAGUAAUCAAAAAUGGGUGAACGCAAGGGCCAGAAUCUUUACUAUCCCCCCGACUACGAUCCAAAAGUCGGGGGUUUGAACAAAUUCCUGGGCACCCACGCUUUGAGAGAGCGGGCAAGGAAACUCCACAUGGGUAUCCUUAUAAUUCGUUUUGAAAUGCCAUAUAACAUCUGGUGUGACGGCUGCAACAACCACAUCGGCAUGGGCGUGCGGUACAACGCAGAGAAGACCAAGAUUGGCAUGUAUUACACCACUCCGGUGUAUCAGUUUAGAAUGAAGUGCCAUCUGUGUGACAACCAUUUUGAAAUCAAAACAGAUCCUGGGAAUCUGGACUAUGUGAUUGUAUCAGGAGCAAGACGGCAGGAGAACAGAUGGGACCCCACAGAGAAUGGCCAAAUUGUCCCGGAGACAAAGGAGACACAGAAGAAGCUUUUUGAUGAUGCUAUGUUCCGCUUGGAACACAAAACAGGAGAUGAAGAUGCAGCUAAACAGGACAAGCCGAGGCUUGGCCGCCUGGUCGGCAGGAACGAGUCUGUGUGGAAGGAUGACUACGAAGCUAACUGCUCACUCAGGAGGAAUUUUAGAAAACGCCGAAAAGAACUCGAAGAAUCCGCAGUCAACGACAGCCUACUCCUCGCCAGAUCGUCUCUGGACAUCAACCUUCUACCAGAAUCAGAAGAAGACCGUCACAUGGCGACCCUGCUCUCCCUUCGACCUUCAAAAAGUAUAGAAGAGAAACAAACCUCAACAAGAAGUAAAAUACUCAACAGUCCCGCUUUACCAAGCUCUAGUGGGCUGCUAACUAGUUUUGGAGGGUUGAAGAAAGAAGAAUCUUUGAGUAAGAAUGCCAGUUUUACUAGAAAUGCUCUGGGGAUUAUGAUUAAAAAAAAGAAGAUUGAAAAUAAUGUUGUCGAGAAAGAAGUUGAAAAUAGUGAUGAUAACGGGAUAUUAAUUACUAAAGAACAGAAAGAUACUGAAGUGGUAUCAAAAGAAAACAAUGUUAUAAAAAACGUAUUUAGCAAAGAUGAGACUUUAGUGAAAGAAAAAAUAGGCGAUAAACUUGAUCUUGCAAAAGGAGAAAUUAAUGCCAAAAAUCAGAUUAUAAAUAAGAGUGAAGAGUUAAAUGAUGUUAAUUGUAAAAUAUUUAAAGAUAGGGAAGAAAGUGAGUUUAAAGUUGGACAUGGAGAUGAUAAACGCAUUUUAGAUGAUGUAAAAGAUGUGAAAGUAUCUUUGGUGGGUGAUUAUAGUUCUAGUGGUGAUGGUGACUCAGAUUGAAACAAAACCUCCGAUCCAAUUUAUAAAGAUAUAUUAUUAUAGACAGUUGUAUGUUUAUAUUUAAAAUGCUUUAAUGUGACAAAUUGCCAUCAUAUAUAGUUCGUUUUUUUAGCAUUAGAUUUUUCUUUACCUUACCUUUUUAGCUAAUCUUGACAUGUCUAUUUAUUGAUAAACGCUUUUUUAAUAUCAGUAACUAUUACUUAUGACAGCAAAAGAAUGUAAAUGUUCGUAUAUGAUUUAUAAUUGUUAAAUAUUUGCCGUGACUUAUUUUUGUAAAGUGUUUUUCGAUAAAAAAGACACGUCAAAAUCGCUUACCUUUCGUUCUAAUCCUAAAAACGGGCUAUAAUAAGUAUUAUGCUGCAUUAAUAAAAGUAUCCCCGCUACCAAAAAAAGUUUUUAUAUGCCUUAGAAGACUCAUAUUUCAAACAAAGUUUUAUAAUAUGCUACUAUGAGUUCAUAGUUGAUAGUGUAAAAUUAAGUAAGUAUGCAUUUAGCUAUAUAUUAUUUGGUAACUGCUACCAAAGAGAAUUUGAAAUAGAGGUGUAUUGUCAAAGAAAACUUUGUAGCGACGUAAUUUUACUACCAUCUUUCGAUACAUAAUUGAAACUUUUAGAACCAUUUGACUUUGAUCCUUAUAGGGAGAGUGCAUGAACUGUAGGAGGCAGCACAGGAGCCGUCAAAUUUUUGGCGCGAGGCGUAAAAUCUGAUGUUUAUUGUUCCGAUGUAGCCCACAAGAUGGCAGAACCUACUAUGCACAAGAAACACGUGACGUGUAAAUGUACAUGUUUAUAGUUUCGAUUCAGGCCACAAGAUGGCAGACCCUCCAACGCGCACGGUCCCUAUUCUUUCACUGAUAUGUGUUCAAUUUGUUAAAUAUCAAAAAGUGGCGUCAUCUAAUAGAUCAGAGGCCAAAGGUGCUUUACCUUUGCAUCGCAUCGUUUCGAGCGAUGGCGCCAUAACCUUUAGGUAGUGCCCCGUGAGAUGGCGCCACUUUUUGAUAUUUAACAAAUUCAACACAUAUCAGUGCAAGUAUAACGAUCAAAGUCAAAUGGCGUUCUAAAAGUUUUAAUUAUGUGUCGAAAGAUGGCAGUAAAAUUACGUCGCUACAAAGUUUUCUUUGACAAUACACCUAUAUUUCAAAUUUUCUUAGCUGCUACUUACCAUGUAUAACAUUGAAUAUACAAUGUAAUAUAUAAAAAAAUAAAACAAGUUGUAUUUAUCA
Cydia pomonella (codling moth) is the source of this 2687-nucleotide messenger RNA. RefSeq names its product coiled-coil domain-containing protein 130 homolog. Gene Ontology annotation, biological process: mRNA splicing, via spliceosome. Lineage: Eukaryota; Metazoa; Arthropoda; Insecta; Lepidoptera; Tortricidae. The transcript has 5 exons. The record is from RefSeq and is a predicted model, not a curated record. The coding region runs from base 203 to 1465 and encodes 420 amino acids. Gene Ontology annotation, cellular component: post-mRNA release spliceosomal complex; U2-type spliceosomal complex.